AUGGCCAGAACACCAUUCCAUCAUCCCCGCGACGCCGAGUACGAGCCUCUCACAGCCGAAGACGAUGACAACCGCAGCGAUGACGACGCCUCCACGCCCAUCAUUGCCAACGACGACUCCGACGAUGACGUCCCCUUUUCAUGGGUAGAAUACUCCAUCUUUGGUCUAUUGGGAAUGGCCAUGCUAUGGGCAUGGAACAUGUUCAUGGCGGCAGCGCCCUACUUUUCGACGCGCCUAGUCGCCGAUCCAGGUCUCCAGUCGUCCUUCCAGUCGUCCGUGCUGACCGUCUUCACCGCGACCAACCUGGCGGCCAUGCUCGUCCUGUCCCACCGGCAGAAGUCGGCCUCGUACCCUCUGCGUAUCAACGUCGCCCUGGGCGUCAACAUGUGCGUCUUCCUCUUCCUCACGGCCUCGACCACCAUCAGCGACGACGUCGACGAGGCGCCCUCCCCGUCAUCCUACUUCGCCUUCCUGCUCUGCAUGGUCUUCUGCUCCGCCUGGGCGACGGGCCUGGUGCAGAACGGUGCCUUCGCCUUCGCCGCCAGCUUCCGCAGGCCCGAGUACAUGCAGGCUCUCAUGGCCGGCCAGGCCCGUCCUCGUCUUCCCCCCCGGGGUUUCGGGUGGCGAUGGCGAUGGCGAUGGCGGUGA
Geosmithia morbida is the source of this 648-nucleotide messenger RNA. Its product is annotated as solute carrier family 29 (equilibrative nucleoside transporter), member 1/2/3. The transcript has 3 exons. Gene Ontology annotation, biological process: nucleoside transmembrane transport. Gene Ontology annotation, molecular function: nucleobase transmembrane transporter activity; nicotinamide riboside transmembrane transporter activity. NCBI's taxonomy places the organism in Eukaryota, Fungi, Ascomycota, Sordariomycetes, Hypocreales, Bionectriaceae. Gene Ontology annotation, cellular component: fungal-type vacuole membrane; plasma membrane. The coding region runs from base 1 to 648 and encodes 215 amino acids. The record is from RefSeq and is a predicted model, not a curated record.